GAUUCAUCUGAAUAAUUUAAAAAAUAAAAUUAAUGAUUUAUAAGUAGUGGCCGCGCCCCGCAACAUAUUUUUCGCGUGAAAGUUGAGAAAAUUUGUGGAGAGGGUUGCACUUUUGCAUCUCAAAUCGCGGUUUCUAAUCUGCAAAACUGGGACUAGAUUUCCAGAGAUAUUCAUGUGUUUCCCGCUUUCUGAGGAGCGAUUUAGGGUGAGUUGGGGAAGGUGGUCGAUAUAAUUUUCUAGAAUUAUUCCUGGAUUUCAUGUUUCUGAGGAGCGAUUUGGGGUAAAUUGGGGAAGGUGGUCUAUAUAUUUAGAAUUAAGUGAAACUCGCAAUGAGAAAGCAGAUCAUUUUGAGUAAACAAGUAAUGAUGCCUUACAAUCACAUCGUGAGAGAUGUGUUUCUGGUUUUGCUCACCAUGACAGCUAUUGGAAUUGCGCUGUCGGGUAUUCUGCACAAGGCCACUGCAACAUUUAAUCCCUUUUUACCAGCGAUUACUGCCCCUGUUUCUGCCUCUACCCAGCCCUUGGGUGAACUUGGUAAAAUUCCGGCAAAAACUGGAAAUUCUAGCAAAGAAAUCAAAGUAACAGCUCCUGCAUCAGUCACUGUUCAGCCUCUUGAUGAACUGGGUAAAAUUCUGGCAAAAACUGCAAAUGCCAACAGAACUCUAAUUGUAACAGCGUUGAAUUGGGCUUGGGCGGAGCCGAGUACCAUGAUCGAUCUCUUCCUAAAGAGCUUCCUAAUCGGUGAAGGGACAGAGGAACUGCUGCAAAAUCUGCUGAUUGUUGCACUGGAUGCAAAGGCCUACAACCGCUGCCUUGAAAUUCAUCCGCAUUGCUAUAGCUUGAAGACCAGAGGGGUUGAUUUCUCAGGGGAGAAAACUUACAUGAGUGAUGAUUACCUGAAAAUGAUGUGGACGAGGCUUGCCUUCUUGGGAGAUGUUCUGAGACGUGGAUACAAUAUAAUUUUCUCGGACACUGAUAUUGUGUGGCUGCGAAAUCCCAUAGGGAGGUUACAAGCAGAUGCAGACAUCCAGAUUACUUGUGACAAUUAUAAUGGUGAUCCUUUUAGCGUGAAGAAUGAAGCCAAUACGGGCUAUAUGUACAUUCAUUCCAAUGAACUUACUAUCAGCUUUUAUAGACAUUGGUACUUGUCAAGAAGGAUGUUUCCAGAAAUGAAAGAGCAGGAUGUCUUUAACAUUCUCAAAUUUUCAGCUGGAUUUAGACGAAAAGGUAUGAAAUUUGUAUUUCUGGAUACCAAAUACUUUGGAGGCUUCUGUGAGAGGAGCAAUGACUUGAAGGAUGCCUAUACCAUGCAUGCCAACUGCUGUAGAGGCCUCAAGGCUAAACUAGUUGAUCUGAGAUACACACUUGAGGACUGGUCACAUUAUAAAAAUCUCCCUCUGAAUGAAACCGGGACUUCCAUACGGUGGAGACUACCUAAUGCAUGUCGUAAUUCUUGGUUUCUUUAAUUUAUUGUGAUGCUGGGUUUCGACACAUGAUCUGACAAGCAGGUUUUGAAAACUUGAUAACACAGUUUUCGUCCAGAAGCCUCCUUAUUCAUUAUUUUUCUGCUGGAGACUACCAAAGGGCAAGAUAUAAUUGGCAGGAUUUUUUGAUAUGUUUACCAUGACAGGUCCUAUUAUUUUUUACACUGUAUAGAGUCCUCGAAGUGUAUUCAUUAAGAUUCCUAUUCUGGAUUUUGAAGGUUAUCAUUCCAUUGGAAAAUAUUAUGUAUUUAUUCGGUGGUCCCUGUUGGACUAAUUGUUCCAAUUUUGGUAAGUUGAGAAUAUAUUGAAACUGGAGAAGAAUGACAGAGCUCAAGGGAGCAUCAAUCUACGUGACAACAAAACUGAACUUCGGAGGAAGCGUUUCCCAUUAAACUCCUUUCCUUGUCAUCCCCGCUGAUUGUUAUUUAUGGUGCAUCAGGAGUUUGGGAUGAAACUUUUUAGCCUUGUAAUUCUUGAGAAAAUGAUUAAUGGGGUUGUAUGCUACCAAAUUACCAAUUAUAUAGCAUAAUAUGACAUGAAAAUGACUUUUAA
Cryptomeria japonica (Japanese cedar) is the source of this 2036-nucleotide messenger RNA. RefSeq lists its product as uncharacterized. The record is from RefSeq and is a predicted model, not a curated record. The transcript has 3 exons. The coding region runs from base 330 to 1466 and encodes 378 amino acids. Lineage: Eukaryota; Viridiplantae; Streptophyta; Pinopsida; Cupressales; Cupressaceae.